GAUCUCCGUGCUUAAAGGCGCGAUGAUCCAGUUCGUGAGCUCCAGAUCGACGUCUACGUCGGCCGCAGCAUCUACAGUGGUGAGCUCCAAUUGGCAGAUUCUCUUAAACAAUGCCGCUGUUGCUGCUCCUUGGCGGGGAAUCUACGUUCACAGCAAGAUUGCAAGCAAAGGGUCCACUUUUGUGAGGACGCUCGCUUGUUUGAGAGCUUGUCCCUCUCAGCCGGCUAUGGAGCGCCACAUCGAGGCAGAUCCAGGAAUGGGGCUGCCAGCACUGGCGUGGAAGCGGAGGCUGGAUACUCCUGUGGUGGAGCUCACAGAGUUUAAGCCAACUCUCAGAGAAAUACUUGAGAUGCUGCCGAUGGGUGUCCGGCUGUGGAAGUUUUGCAGAAGUGAGCACGAACAAGGACGGAGAGCGCCUAUCGAUCCAUUCUACCCUCAAGAUACGCCGGCUUCUUCGUGCCAAGGUGUUCCUCUCGGUGGAAUUGGGGGAGGAAGCAUUGGUAGAGGUUUCCGAGGUGAUUUUUCACGAUGGCAACUGCUUCCAACCGUUUGCCAGACUUCUGCUGUUCUAGCUGAUCAGUUCUCGGUUUUUAUCACCCGGCACAGUAAAGAUGGUACAACGCAAAAGACCUCAUCAGUGUUGUUUCCUGGUGAGCCAGUUUUUGAAAGUAAGGAGACUGAGUCCGGGAUUUCUUCUUGGAACUGGAAUCUAACUGGGGUAAAAAGCACUUAUUACGGGUUAUUCCCUCGUGCCUGGACAACUUAUGAUGGAGAACCGGAUCCCCAAAUGAAGAUUACAUGCCGCCAGGUUUCGCCAUUCGUACCACACAACUACAAAGAAAGUAGUUUUCCUUCUUGUGUCUUCAUCUAUGAGCUUGUAAAUACAGGAGAUGAAGACGCGACGGCUACGCUGCUUUUUACGUGGGCUAACAGCAUUGCUGGAGGAUCGGAAACAUCUGGAGGCCAUGAAAAUUCUCCUUUCAUGGAAGAGGAUGGAGUCCGUGGGGUGCUUCUUCAUCACAGGAAAGAAGAACACUCUGUGACGUUCGCUAUUGCGGCAAGGGAAACGGACGAUGUUUCCACAUCUGUCUGUCCUUGUUUUCUAGUCGCUGGUUCCCCGGAGGGAAAUUCUUAUCAAACGGCGAAGGAUAUGUGGAGUGAGAUAACAGAGAAAGGAUGCUUUAAUGCCAAGAAUUCGACGAUGUCCGCUUCGUUGUCGCAACCGGAAACCGUUGUGGGAGCUGCUGUUGCCGCAAGUGUUGUUGUUCCAGCACACGGAACAAAAUCCAUCACCUUUGGACUGGCAUGGGAUUCACCUAAAGCUACCUUCUUGGGUGGUAGCUCCUACUACAGGAGGUACACGAAGUUUUAUGGGAAGUCUGGCAACGCUGCAUCGAAGCUUGUUCACGACGCCAUUUUGAAUUACAAGCGCUGGGAAUCUGAGAUCCAUGCUUGGCAAGAACCGAUCCUAAACGACCACAGCCUUCCAGAAUGGUACCGCUACACUCUAUUUAACGAGCUUUACUACUUGGUGGCUGGAGGAACGAUAUGGACAGGUAUGAACAUGAAACGCAUUUACACGACCUUGCUAUGUGAUUUAAGUUUUUCAGAUACUUGCCGUCAGGCGUGUUUAGCUCAGAAGCUUAACCCGGUAAAAUCCAAUGGAGUCUCGGAAGCAUUGCUAGACGCUAUCAACGCAAAUUCGGAGGCUCAGUCAUUUUGGUCCAUUGGUAUACCGGCGGUCGAAGAUAACGUGGGACAGUUUCUCUACUUGGAAGGAGUGGAAUAUCAUUUCUGGAACACGUACGACGUGCAUUUCUACGCCUCAUAUGCACUGCUGGCCUUGUUUCCACGGCUUGAACUUCAACUCCAGCGAGACUUUGCGGCCGCCACCCUUUCGCAUGAUCCAGAAAAGAUGUUUUAUCUGGCAUAUGGCAACACCGGCAUCAGAGCUGUUUUCGGUUCGGUUCCACACGACCUCGGUACGCAUGAUCCGUGGAACACACUUAACAGCUACAACUUGCACGACACUAGCAAGUGGAAGGAUCUGAAUUGCAAGUUCGUGGUUCAGGUAAACAGAGACGCAGCUGCUACAGGGGAUCUGGAAUUCGCGAGAGCUGUCUGGCCAGCCGCAUAUGCAGCCAUGGCUGUCACAGACCAGUUCGAUAGAGAUGGCGAUGGUAUGAUUGAGAACGACGGUGUUCCGGACCAGACUUACGACCUCUGGACUGUCGACGGUGUGAGCUCGUAUUGUGGAGGACUGUGGGUGGCAGCACUCCAGGCAGCGUCGGCAUUGGCUGAUCUAGUCGGGGACAAGCCUUCAUCCAGAAUGUUUCACGGCAAGUUCCUACGAGCAAAGGCUGUCUACGAGAAGUCACUGUGGAACGGCUCUUACUUCCACUACGACAAGAACAGCACCUCGGUCCAGUCGGAUCAACUCGCAGGGCAGUGGUAUUCUCUGGCUUCUGGACUUCCUGGAAUCGUCCGCGAAGAUCAAGCUACCAGCGCGCUUGGGACGGUUUUCGCCACAAACGUCAUGCGGUACAAGGGAGGAAACGAAGGCGCUGUCAAUGGAAUGCUACCGAGUGGCGGUGAAGAUAGGACUUCGCUCCAGUCUCGGGAAGUUUGGGCAGGCACCACUUAUGCUGUGGCAGCGGCUAUGAUUCAGCAAGGCAUGCGAGAAGAAGGAUUCCGGACUGCCAAAGGAGUGUUUUUGAAUGGAUGGUCCGACCAAGGACACGGAUAUGCUUUCCAGACUCCAGAAGCCUGGGACAACGAUGGAAAGUAUCGCUCACUGGCAUACAUGCGACCGCUUUCGAUCUGGGCGAUGCAAUGGGCUCUCGAUCCUCCAGAGCAGCUCAAGCAGCGAAGUUGUAGCGUCGAAGUUGGCGAUAUCACAGCGCAGGAAGUGGAGGCUUGCAACAAAAGCUUUGCGAAGCUGGCUUCGCAGCUGAAGGAGCUAUCGCCGCCGGAGGCGAAGGCUUACUCGUCGGUGUGGAUCUGGAUGUUCGACUAUAUCCGCAGCCGCGUCUAUCCCAGGGGAUGAUCCAAUUCGAGAAAAGGUGAAAGAGGAAGAUCAAAGGGAUUGUCUACUAAAAGUAUAAAUUCGAUCGAAUGGUGAGAGAUUUUUUGGAUGUUAA
Selaginella moellendorffii is the source of this 3140-nucleotide messenger RNA. Its product is annotated as non-lysosomal glucosylceramidase. The coding region runs from base 23 to 3046 and encodes 1007 amino acids. Gene Ontology annotation, biological process: glucosylceramide catabolic process; carbohydrate metabolic process. Gene Ontology annotation, molecular function: beta-glucosidase activity; glucosylceramidase activity. The transcript is spliced from 17 exons. Gene Ontology annotation, cellular component: membrane. The record is from RefSeq and is a predicted model, not a curated record. NCBI's taxonomy places the organism in Eukaryota, Viridiplantae, Streptophyta, Lycopodiopsida, Selaginellales, Selaginellaceae.